AUGAUAUGUGUAGCUCCGACUUCCGGAAAGAGAGGCGUCGGAGCAUGGUAUUAUCGUCAGGGCGGCGGUCGUCGUCGUGAAUCAGGCCGUGGUCAGUCCGGCCGUGGUUCAGGAAAUGGAUCAAGUGACGACUACUAUUCGGGAGGCUAUAGCAGAGAUAGCCGACGAGACUACUCCGGCACUGCUUAUGAAAACUAUUAUGGUUCAGGCUCCAGUGGUUCGCGAAACCAGGGCAGCAACAACUACUAUGGGUCCAGCUCCCGUGACCAAGGGCAUAGCGGCGGUUCUUCUGGCGAUUGCCGUCUCCGGCAGGCGGCUGCCCGUAAUGCCUACUACGAUCCAUAUCGUGGAUACUAUGACGGCAGGGCCUCUAACAACUACACGGGCGGUCUUCCUGGAUCUGGACGGCAUUCUGGGGCUUGCGACGAGCGUCAAAGAAUGUUAACCACGACUACCAGGACAUGUACAACAGGUCUUACCUUUACCCGAACGCACGGCAGCGCGGAUCUGGUCUUUUCGCGAGCGGUAUGUCACAGCGUGAUCUUCAAAUCCAGCGUGAAGCUCGUCAGCGGCAAGCGGACCGGCAGGCCGCUUAUGAUAGACCUCCUCCUGGCAUUUCUUGGGACAAUUGGUACGGAUCACGAGGCAACUAUCGGAAUCACACUCAACGAGAUGCAACUUUUCGUCGUGUGGAGCGUUAAUGAUCACCGCAGACUUGGGGACACUUUUGCACCUGCGUUCUUCACUAUGCAGCAAUUCGUCCUUACGCUCCUAGCCUCCGCGCUGGCUGCGCCAACUUCCCUCGCAGCCGUUACGAACUGGGACCAGGCAUAUACGCAAGCCAAAACCGAUCUCGAGAAGCUCAGUCGAUCCGAAAAAGUUGGAAUCGUAACCGGUGUGACCUGGGAAGGUGGUCCCUGUGUCGGCAACACCUACGCCCCCAAUUCAAUCGACUACCCCUCGCUCUGUCUCCAAGAUGGACCUCUGGGUAUUCGGUUCGCGAACCCGGUGACCGCUUUCCCCGCGGGCAUCAAUGCAGGAGCGACGUGGGAUCGCAGCCUGAUGCACGCCCGUGGGGCGGCGAUGGGUGCGGAGGCCAAGGGCUUGGGGGUUCACGUGCAGCUGGGCCCGGCGACGGGUCCGCUUGGGAAGAACCCCGACGGAGGAAGAAACUGGGAGGGGUUCUCGGUCGACCCUUACCUCACCGGUGUGGGGAUGGAAGAAACGAUUCUCGGCAUGCAGGAAUCGGGGGUCCAGGCCUGUGCCAAGCAUUGGCUUGGUAAUGAGCAGGAACAUAAUCGUGAGACAAUUAGCUCCAAUAUGCCUGACCGUGCCACGCAUGAGCUCUAUGCUUGGCCGUUCAUGGAUGCCAUCAAAGCCAAUGUUGCCUCCGUGAUGUGCUCCUACAACAAGGUGAAUGGAAGCUGGGCUUGUGAGAGCGACGCGAUUUUGAAUAAACUGUUAAAGGAAGAGUUGGGCUUCCCCGGGCAUGUGCUGUCUGAUUGGAAUGCGCAACAUACUACCAUCAACAGCGCCGUUUCUGGGCUCGACAUGACCAUGCCGGGAAGUGACUUCAACUCUCCGCGGGGCAACAUUUUCUGGGGUAAGAAUCUUGAGGCUGCAGUUGCCAACGGUAGUGUGGCCGAGUCGCGUCUCAAUGAUAUGGUCACUCGUAUUCUGGCUGGAUGGUAUCUUGUCGGCCAGGAUCAGGGUUACCCGGAGGUCGCAUUCAGCUCGUGGAACGGCGGCAAGGCGAGCGUUGACGUGACGAAGGACCAUGGCUCGAUCGCACGCGCUGUCGCUCGUGAUUCGAUUGUUUUGCUUAAGAAUGACGAUGAGGUGCUCCCCUUGAAAGCGCCCGGCAGCUUGGCUAUCAUCGGUCAAGAUGCGAUUGUAAACCCUGACGGAGCCAAUGCCUGCAGCGACCGUGGCUGCAACAAGGGCACAUUGGCUAUGGGCUGGGGAAGUGGAACUUCGGAGUUUCCCUAUCUCAUCGCCCCUCUGGACGCGAUUAAGGAGCAAGCCGCGCAAGAUGGCACCACGAUCAUUCCUAGUACUACUGACGACACCGCCGCUGCUGCUUCUGCUGCUGCUAAAGCUGACACGGCAAUUGUGUUCAUAACCUCCGAUGCAGGUGAGGGAUACAUCACCGUGGAGGGCAACGCCGGAGACCGUAAUCACCUCAACCCAUGGCACAACGGCAACGAGCUCGUCAAGGCGGCAGCCGAUGCCAGUGACAACGUGAUAGUUGUCGCCCACAGCGUUGGACCAAUCCUCUUGGAGACUAUCCUGGAGCAACCUUCGGUCAAGGCCAUUGUCUGGGCCGGUCUACCUGGUCAAGAGAGUGGAAAUGCCUUGGUCGACGUCCUGUAUGGUGACACUUCCCCAAGCGGCAAGCUGCCCUACACCAUUGCCAAGGAAUUUGCCGACUACGGCGCUCGCUGGACCGAUAGCCUGAAUGACGAUUUCACCGAGGACAUAUUUGUUGACUACCGCCAUUUCGAUCAGAACGAUAUCGAGCCACGCUAUGAAUUCGGCUUCGGUCUAUCCUACACAACAUUCGAAUAUGACAACUUGGCCGUGAGCGUCUUCACCACGUCAGGUCCCGCCACAGGGGAGAUCGUUCCCGGGGGUCCAGUUGACCUGUUUGAGUCCGUUGGCACAGUCUCCGUUAUUGUGACCAAUGACGGGGAAACUGACGGAGCGGAGGUGGCUCAGUUAUACCUGGGUCUGCCAGACUCGGCACCCACCACUCCCCCGAAGCAACUCAGAGGGUUCGACAAGCUUGAUCUCAGCCCGGGGCAAUCAGCUCAAGCUAGCUUUGAGCUAACUAGACGUGACUUGAGCUACUGGAAUGUGGCUCUGCAAAAGUGGGUGGUUCCCAGUGGAGAGUUCACGGUGUACGUGGGCAGCUCGAGUCGGGAUAUUCGUGAGGAGGAUACCUUUACUAUCGAGUAG
This is a messenger RNA of Aspergillus affinis, 2958 nucleotides long. RefSeq names its product beta-glucosidase. The transcript has 5 exons. Gene Ontology annotation, molecular function: beta-glucosidase activity. NCBI's taxonomy places the organism in Eukaryota, Fungi, Ascomycota, Eurotiomycetes, Eurotiales, Aspergillaceae. The coding region runs from base 1 to 2958 and encodes 985 amino acids. The record is from RefSeq and is a predicted model, not a curated record. Gene Ontology annotation, biological process: glucan catabolic process.